AUGGAUGGUACUAAGCCCUACUCGGCCACGUGUACCUCUGGCAAGCGGCUCAUUGCAUCAGAUGGUGAUCCUCUCCCUGAGCCUUCCCUGUACCACCACAUCAUUAGUGCCCUUCAGUAUUGCACGCUUACAAGGCCCGGCAUCUCCUUCACAGUCAACCAGCUGUGUCAGUUCCUUCAUUGUCCCACACCCACCCAUCUUAGUGCUGCUAAGCGUAUGCUCUGUUAUUUGAAAGGGACUUCUGAUUUUGGUCUUCUCUUCACCAAGGGCUCCCUGCACCUCUAUGCCUACUGUGACUCGGACUGGGCAGGGGACCCUUCAGAUUGCAGGUCCACCGGUGGCUAUGGGGUGUUUCUUGGCUCUAGCUUGAUUUCCUGGCAUGCCAAGAAGCAGCCUGUGGUCUCCCGCUCUAGCACCGAAGCAGAAUAUCGCUCCUUAGCCGUCACCAUUGCCGAACUUUAUUGGCUAAGGAUGCUUUUUAGAGAACUUCAGGUCUGGCUUCCUACUCCUCCCAAGAUCUAG
Alnus glutinosa is the source of this 522-nucleotide messenger RNA. RefSeq lists its product as uncharacterized. The transcript has a single exon. The record is from RefSeq and is a predicted model, not a curated record. The coding region runs from base 1 to 522 and encodes 173 amino acids. Lineage: Eukaryota; Viridiplantae; Streptophyta; Magnoliopsida; Fagales; Betulaceae.